Messenger RNA from Coniophora puteana RWD-64-598 SS2, 1134 nucleotides. Its product is annotated as alcohol dehydrogenase. Lineage: Eukaryota; Fungi; Basidiomycota; Agaricomycetes; Boletales; Coniophoraceae. The transcript is spliced from 11 exons. The coding region runs from base 1 to 1020 and encodes 339 amino acids. Gene Ontology annotation, molecular function: oxidoreductase activity, acting on the CH-CH group of donors, NAD or NADP as acceptor. The record is from RefSeq and is a predicted model, not a curated record.
AUGGCUCCUGUGAAAAACGGUCAAGUUAUACUCAACGAGGUUCCCAAAGCGGGAAUCAUACCAGGACAGACGACGGUCUAUCGGGAAGAGAACCUGGACAUCGACGCCACUCCGCUGAAUGGCGGAUUCCUCGUCAAGACACUCACAUUCUCUAUUGAUCCUGUCAUUUUUGGUCGGAUGAAGGGACCCCCUCCUUUUGGUUACACACUAGGCGGACCCAUCAACAACCUUGGCGGCGGACGCGUUUUACGAUCAGAACAUCCUUCAUUCAAGGUUGGCGACCUUGUAACUGGAAUGAUGAACUUCGAGGAAUACGUCGUUGUCCCUGCCGCUCAAGCCUCUAUGUUCGAGACUGUUGACUCAAGCAUAAGCCUCUCAGCUCGUAUGGGCGCGGCAGGUUUAUCUGGCAAAACCGCUUACUAUGGCUGGAAGGCGUACGCACCUCCAUCGUCCAAGGGCAAUGUCUGCUUCGUCAGCUCAGGUGCCGGUGCUGUUGGCUCUAUCGUAAUCCAGCUCGCAAAACGCGAUGGGUACAAGGUCAUAGCGUCCGCGGGAACCGACGAGAAGGUCUCCACGAUGAAGGAUCUCGGCGCCGACGUCGCAUUCAACUACAAGACCACCGCCACCAAGGACGUCCUUGCGAAGGAAGGGCUUAUCAAUGUGUACUGGGACAACGUUGGCGGCGCGACGCUUGAGGCUGCCAUCGACGCCGCUGCCCCUCGCGCCCAUUUCAUAGAAUGCGGCAUGCUAUCCGGCUACCUCGGCGAAUCAUACCACAUCAAGAACCUAUUCAUGACGAUCCCCAAAGAAGUUCAACUGCACGGGUUUAUCGCCGUGGGCUGGAUGGAAGAAAACUGGGGCCGCGAGUUCAGGGAGACUAUGCCCAAGCUGAUCGCCAGCGGCGAGAUCAAGUACAAGGAAGAGCUCAUCAAGGGGCUCGACAAGGCCGCAGAGGCGGUCACUGCGCAGCUAGAGGGAAAGAACGUCGGCAAGCCUGUGCUUAUCGUCGCAGACGAGUAACUGUAGCGGCGCUGAGCGGCAGUAGUGUAUCGUAGGCUUUCUGCUCGUGUAAAUGAUCCCUUACCAAGUUAUUGGAAACUUGGUGUUCGUUCAAUGAAAGUCUCCUAGUUCAUG